Molecule: messenger RNA, 1284 nt
Organism: Dichotomopilus funicola
Lineage: Eukaryota; Fungi; Ascomycota; Sordariomycetes; Sordariales; Chaetomiaceae
Exons: 2
Coding region: 1-1284 (427 amino acids)
Source: RefSeq, a predicted model, not a curated record
AUGCCCGAUCUCAACUCUGUUCCGCCGUCUCCCCAUGCUCUUGCAAGCCAGUCGCGUCAGACAUCACAGCAACAAAUGCCGCCGCCGCCAGCGCCGACUUCCCCCUCGCUCAACAUCCUCCCUUCGAACCAAGUCGCCGUGAAUGCAUCAACCUCAUCCAGUCUCCCGUCUCCUGGUUUCCAGCCCGCAACCUCUCUCCCGGGUCAAGCAAUGGGCGACAACACCGGUGUAGGCCCUGGGCCAGGACCUCUGCGGCACCCGCGGCCCAUAACCGCCGCUGACCUCCAUCUGCAGCUCGAGAAGGAACAAGAGGCAGUGGUCAACCGCCUUACCCGCGAAUUGUCAGUCCUCCGUGCUGCCCAAAACGCGUCGGUCGUGUCGAACGCGUCGUCCACCUCAGCUAGCGCCUCGGGUACCGAGCCCGCCCCAUGGAGCGAUGGCGUCUCCCAACAUCCCAGCCUCGGCUCGAGUCACUACCAGCCCGUCCGCCAUCAGCGCACUUCAUCCAGUGCCAGCUCUCGCAGUCUCGUUGCAAAUGCCGGCUCCGUCUCAGCGGCCUCUGUCAUCGGCAUCUCUUCGCCUGCCCCUGUCCGCCCGACUGCCCAACCCCCGAUCCCCAUUAUGGGCACUGGUGGCGUGCCCCUCAGUCGCCAAAACAGUAGCGCCUCCCGUCGCAGCCGCACCGGCUCCCCGUCUCCGGCCCCUCACUCGCUCUCUGGAAGCUACACGCACCAUCACCACCAUCAUCCUGCCGGCGAACCGGGCUCGCUACCGGGGUACUUCGCAUCACGCAAUCCCACGUCUGUUCCCAUCCCGAUUCGAUCGCAGUCCGGUGCAUCUGUGGCGACGACCACGAGCGAACUGUCCCCGGGGAUCAUGCAAGCUACUUCACGAUUCGAAGAAACCGCCCUUCGCCGUGCCGAGCUGGAAGAGUACAAACGGGAGAACGAGGCGCUGCGCCGACGAGUCCAGGAACUGGAGAAAUUGGUACGAGAUGCCGCAGCGAAGAAGGAUGAGGGAGGUAAUGCGCCUCAACAGCAACAGCAAUCGCAACAACAGCAGCCACAACGACAACCAGAGACUGAACAAUCACCGCCGCUGCCACAGCCGACGCAGCAGCAGGCUCAACACCCGCUGGUAACUCGUCCGAGGGCGGCAAGCGGAGCUAGUGUAUCGGUGAGAAGUGUGGUGGGUGUUGGCGUUCCAGAAGAGGAAGUCGUUGUGGGUGAGAGUGCCGCGAGUGCGGCUGCGGGGAGGGGAGAGGGGGCAAGCGGGGAGAACUGA